Messenger RNA from Thamnophis elegans (Western terrestrial garter snake), 2555 nucleotides. It is a transcript of the gene RGS5, whose product is annotated as regulator of G protein signaling 5. Bases 71 to 607 code for a protein of 178 amino acids. The transcript has 5 exons. The record is from RefSeq and is a predicted model, not a curated record. NCBI's taxonomy places the organism in Eukaryota, Metazoa, Chordata, Lepidosauria, Squamata, Natricidae.
UACGGCGAGCGCUUCUGCCUUCUCCCACACCAUCUGGUUGUCUUCAAGGACACAAUAACCACACGGCAAGAUGUGCAAAGGAUUAGCAGCCUUACCGCACACAUGUCUGGAGAGAGCCAAAGAGAUCAAGACAAAAUUAGGCACGCUCCUCCAGAAGCCAGACUCGGCUAUUGACCUGAUUAUCCCUUACCCAGAGAAGCCGGUAAAGGUUCAAAAGCCUUCCCCAGAAGAAGUUUGGCAGUGGCGCAAUUCCUUGGAAAAGCUCCUUCAAAACCCUUAUGGCCUUGCCAGCUUCCGGACUUUCCUCCAAUCUGAAUUCAGUGAAGAGAACAUUGAAUUCUGGAUUGCAUGUGAAGAUUAUAAGAAGACCAAACUGCCUACCAAAAGGGCUGAAAAGGCCAAAAAGAUCUAUGAAGAGUUUAUCCAAAGCGAGGCUCCUAAAGAGGUGAAUAUUGACUAUUUCACCAAGUCAGUGGUCAUGAAGAACCUGGUGGAACCAUCUGUAAGCACUUUUGACCUGGGCCCAGAAGAGAAUCUUCAUGCUGAUGAGAAGGAUUCCCUGCCCAGAUUUGUGCGAUCCGAUUUAUAUGAAGAGUUAGUAAAGUAGCAAUGUGGCGAGCUGUGCAAGGCACUGGUACACCAGCACAGGGUCAUUGCUUCCUCCACUCACUAGUAAUCAACAUGUGUAUUUAUAUGGAUAGUUGCUUUGCUUUGUAUUUAUUCCAGGCUUUGAAAACUCAAAGUCUGUGUUGUUAAACAUAGCAACCAUGCUAUACUGUUUUGGUUUUUAUUUAACCUCCUUACCCUCCUUUUUAUCUCCGCUACUCAACGUUGCUGGCAUAAAAUUGGCUUAGAUUAUGCCAACCAAAAAUAUGACACCAAUUAUUUAUCUGCAAAAAACCGAAUUGUUUGUAUGACCUUCUGUCUGCGUUGAUAUCAAGUUUGUAGAAUCAAGGACAAACCAGAUUUUAGAAUCUUAGGGAUAUACCAUCUGUCCUAAAAAGAAUUCUGACUUGGGUAGCCUAAAAGCAUUGUUCAGUUAGCAAGUUAGUAAUCAGAUACACGAUAUACACAUAGUUUUCAAUCCAGGUGACAAAUAUAUGUUAUUGCCACUGAUAAGCAAUCACAGGUUAACCAGUAACUUCACAGUGUCAUAGACAAAACAAAGGAGAAAGCAACAUGUAUUAAAGAAGGAAACAUCAAGCCUCCAUGUGUCCACACAUCAGUCAUAGCUAUGGAAAGAUAGAAAACAGCACGACUUAGUCAAGGGAAUACAAAACAAAAAUACAGCCAUAAAAAUAAUGUUGUUUGCUUGUUAUAUCCUCUCAGUGAACUGUGUUUCAUAUUACUAUCAGAAAUAAUUCUCUCACAAGAUUUUAACUCAACAAUUUAACAGGUAAGCAUCUCAUUUGACUGCAUCCAUUUCUGAUAACAGAAAUAUCAGCAUUUGCUACAUAAAUUAAGGAAAUAUUUAACAACAUAUCCCUCAAAUGAACCGAGUUACCUUAAUAUGAGAAUCCUUGGAUUAUAUUUGCAGUUUCUUGGCAAGAAAGUGAUGAUUUGGGAUUAUGAAAAAAAAAACCCUAAAGUUAAAGAUAUGCGAAAGAGCAAUUAUAUUUACUGGAAUUAAAUAAUACCUGAUGAGAAUUAAGCGGUUGAUCAAAAUCCUGGGCUGAUUUGUUACUAAAAGAGCAGCUUGAUAAAAAAAUCAUAAAUUGAUAGAUACCCUUACAACUAGCAGACAGUAGACAUCCUACAAUAAUGAAACAGUUACAAUAUUCAUUUUUAAAUAAAAAAGUCUCUUCACAGAAGCUGAAGAAUGUUGAUUUGGACAAUUUGUCACCCAUCAAACUAAAUGCAUUCCACUAAAAUUUGUCCACUACUUCAUUAAAUCUUCUAUUUUUGCAAAUGUAAUCAGUCAAUAAAACCAGAUUUUAAGCUUCCUAGGGAAUAAACACAGUUUAGGGGAUUUCAGGUUGUGAAAGUUCUAUCCAUUAUUAAAUAGAGAAUAUUCAUCUUGGAAUAGCAGUGAUGGAUUCAGAAUCCAUUCUGCAAGGCUAAGGAUGUGAGAUAAAUUCAAACCCUGGGCUAAAUGGCUAUUACUAAAAUAUUUAGGGAAGGGGUAGACUGAGAAUAAAUCAGCGUAGCUGCCAAAACAGUAUGACUUGUUUAACAACCCAGACCUUUACCUCUCUUAUCUAUUCUUUCAGUAUUAAAUUUAUAAGUGUUAUAUUUUUAUAAUGGCCCUGCACAAAUUCCAGUGCCUAUGCACAGCUUUAAAUAACCUCCCUGAAUUACGAUAAAAAUAUUUAAGCCGAACCUGUCUAUAGCACACUUCCCAAAGUAUUAUUAACCACACACUUUAACCACAAUAUUUAAAUCUUCUUGUAAUAUAUGUACUAGUAAGAUCAAGGUAUUUAGCCUGCAGUGACAUGAUAGAAAAGGCAUCCAGAUAGAGUUGAAAAAAAAUGCAUUAAAAAAAUUAGACCAAUUGUACUAGUUUAAAAAACCAGUUUACAGUCAAAGCCUCUUACUUUGAAAAAUAUCAGUCAACC